Messenger RNA from Daldinia childiae, 327 nucleotides. RefSeq lists its product as uncharacterized. The coding region runs from base 1 to 327 and encodes 108 amino acids. The record is from RefSeq and is a predicted model, not a curated record. The transcript has a single exon. NCBI's taxonomy places the organism in Eukaryota, Fungi, Ascomycota, Sordariomycetes, Xylariales, Hypoxylaceae.
AUGAACAACAAGCUCCACGUCUGGCUUGACGAGAAACCACAUUCGGUUGAGGGCCAUACUGCGCAAUGCACCCUCUUUUUCAAAGAUAGGCAGGUCUGGGGCCCUGUCAGUUGUCACAACAAUACAAAACAGCUCAGCGAUGCGAUUCAGAAAGCAGACGACCGCUUCGCCCUUACAGUUGAGCCGAAGAGCAAAUCAAUCGAAGGCCAUACACGCUAUAUCAGCGUCAAGUCUCACGGCACAGUUCUUCUGGAUAAAUUAUCUACUCAUGAUAACAUGAAGGGGCUGGUUACCGCUAUUGAAGCUAUUCUAGCUGCUCUAGGCUAG